GCUCGCGCUAUUAUGUAGGCAUUGCUAAUUUCUAUAUAUCAUAAUCCAUGACAGGAGAUAUCAAAAGGCUUUGUAAUGGAGGUCACCAGAUCGCCGGCUGCCGCCCAUGGGUACGCUAGGUUUGCAUGUGAUUUUUGCCGGCAGAAGAAACUGAAAUGUUCUCGGGAGCUGCCUAAGUGUGGCAUUUGCAAGCCGUGGCCAGGAAAAUGUGAAUACUCACGCGACAUGCAAAAUCCAUCGGAUUUAAAGGGCAAUCAAAAAUCCCCAGUGGCAGAAAAAAAUGAUAUCGAAGAUCGGCUGCAAAGCCUAGAGCAGACCAUUCAGCAAUUAACAAGCUCCGUCGAGCGAGCUUUGCAGAACAUAGCCCCAGAUUAUCCGAGGACAGAAGAUAGCCCAGACCUCCGCCUGUCUCGCCGGGUGGCCAGAAGUGAGAAGGAAUGCCCCGAUUCGAGACUUUACAUCGGCUCGUCGCAUUCUUUCUCAUUUUUGAAAGACACCUCAACUAAUCUUGAGAUAUUUCAGCAGCCCUCAAACGAAAAUGCUCGCCGAAAUGCUUGUUCGGAACUUCAGUACCUCAACACGACAUUGACCACGGCACAGAUCCACCGAAAUAUUGUGGGCGACACCUCGACAUCUUAUUACGUACCCUCAAGAGCGGCAGGAUACCGCCUGAUUGGCCAGUUUUUGGAGAAUUCUGAGAUAGGCGAACCCUUCUUCUUUGUGCCGUCGGAUGAGAUUAUUAGUCAGGUCGUCUUUCACCCACAGAAAGUAAAGGAAAAAGCGUGGAUUAUUUACUUUAAUUACCUGUUGCUUUGUGAUAUCCGGACUGAGAAUCCUGACACCAUUGAGAAGGAAAAAUUCAGGCACAAUGUGCAACUUGCUCUUAACGAUAGUAGUAUAUUCCUCGAGCCACGUGAGGCCAACCUUCAGGCACUGGUCUUACUAGCUGUGCACGGUGAAGAUUAUGCUGCACCCAAUCUAUCCUGGAUGUUAUUAGGUCAUGCUUGUCGGCAGGCCGAAGCGCUCGGGUUACAUGCCCCGGCUCGCCAUAUAUCCGAAUCGCAUAAUCAGCGACGUCUAUGUCUCUUUUGGCUUCUUUUGGCAAUUGAUAGAUCGUGCUCUCUUGCAUUUGGCCGCCCAUCAUUUCUUUCGAAUAGUAUCUAUCACGAUAUACCUUUUCCGGACGAGAAUGAGUUACUUAGGUUUCAUCCUCACGACCGCCCGCUAAUAGCCAACCAACCAGCCAGCUCUCAUAUUUCCACAUUCGGUGCUCGGUUGUUGAUUAAGUCUUUCGAGUGGGCUAGAUUGAUUGGAGAUGUUUUGGAAUUUCUGUCUACAAAAAGAAAAUCGUCAAUUUUAAGAAGUGAAAUCAGGUCAAGGCUAGAAGAUUGGUAUCUCGAAACCGAGCAGACUUUACUGGAAACAAUGAGAGUUGAAAGUGCCUUUUUGAAUGCACAACAGGCCAGGGAGAUGCGUUUGGGUAUCAGCAGCAUCACCUUUCAGUAUCUGCAUGCCCUUAUUCUUCUACUAAAAGGAGAAGAACCUUGCUCAGAGCUUCGUCUAUCUUCAGCCCGGGAAGCUAUAUCUUUGUUAUCGUCUAUGGUGUCUAAUUGGAGCUCUGUAUACAACGGCGUCGUCUGGCAUCUAUUAUAUUUUCCUUUUACACCAUUCUUUGUCAUAUUUGAACAUAUCAUCAAAAAUAACUAUUCAACUCGAGAAGUUGAGCGAGAUCUAGCGCUGUUAUCUUCCACAGUGACCUAUUUUGCGGAAAUUCAAUCUGAAAUGCGCCUCCUAACAAUGGUAUGCUCCAGGCUGCAACAAGUCGCGGCCGUAUUCUCCCAGCUUGCACAGAUCCACGCCUCGCAAAAUACCCGAUCGCGACCCGAGAAUUUCAGACAGAUCGCCUCCUUAGAACGGAAUAAGCAAGCAGAAGAACCUACUCAUGGUAGCUGUGCUCAAGUCCAAGAGGUUAUUCCAGAUAUUGACACAGGAGACUUGGAUUUUGCUAGUUAUAUAGAGUGGCUUCCCAAUGAUAUGGAUGCCAUAUGGCCCAUGAUUGAUUCCGAAAGACGCAACUCUGCUUCUUUUCGUUGUACAACAGGCGGUAAUGGAACAUCCACCCCGCGCUUCCAGAACCGGAGAAACACGUUUGAUGGUAUGUUUGACUGGUUCUCUUGGGAUGCCUAUUACGCCGGGAACAAUAAAUGAGUUCAAAAUCAAUUGCAC
This is a messenger RNA of Talaromyces proteolyticus, 2226 nucleotides long. RefSeq lists its product as uncharacterized. The coding region runs from base 76 to 2208 and encodes 710 amino acids. The record is from RefSeq and is a predicted model, not a curated record. Lineage: Eukaryota; Fungi; Ascomycota; Eurotiomycetes; Eurotiales; Trichocomaceae. Gene Ontology annotation, molecular function: DNA-binding transcription factor activity, RNA polymerase II-specific; DNA binding; zinc ion binding. The transcript is spliced from 7 exons. Gene Ontology annotation, biological process: DNA-templated transcription; regulation of DNA-templated transcription.